Molecule: messenger RNA, 1490 nt
Organism: Toxoplasma gondii ME49
Lineage: Eukaryota; Apicomplexa; Conoidasida; Eucoccidiorida; Sarcocystidae
Exons: 4
Coding region: 383-928 (181 amino acids)
Biological process (GO): mercury ion transport
Cellular component (GO): membrane
Molecular function (GO): mercury ion transmembrane transporter activity
Source: RefSeq, a predicted model, not a curated record
GCGUGCAGAGUUGCAUGCACAAGCACGGUAGUUGUGACCUAGCAGACAGGUGUAGGUAUGAUUGGGUGUUCAAAGGUAUGCACACCCAUCUUUCCCUUGUCUACGUUUUAGUGGAAGGUGGUACGCCUUUUGAGGGUUCACCGCUUUAUUAAUACAUCUGUCUUGCUGUUUUUAGUCACACCUGUGCCGUAGCACCCGACCCUGUCGUCGGGGUAGCGAAAACACACUCGCAGCCUGCAAAGCGUGUUGCCGCGGCGGUUCAAGUCAAGAGCAUCUUUCCAGAAUCUACCUACUCUGAUGCCGUUACAGCAGACAUAUGUCAUAAGGCGAAGCCUCGGCAAGUCACGAGAGAAUAUCGGACAGGUCCAGCAACUGCGGCAGCAUGGCGGCGGUGUGGCGGGCCGUCCAGUUCGUGAGCAGCUGGAGCCUGAGCGAUUGGAGCUCGUUUGCUGCAGUGCUCUGUGCGAUUGACUGCACCGUCCUACCGGCUCUUGUGGCGGUACUGCCAGUCCUUGGCCUUAUUGGUGACGCAGAAGGUGCUCACGAACAACUUCAUCAUUACUCACAUCUGGCAGCGUUCUACGUCGUUCUGCCCCUAGGUCUCAUCACACUCGUGAUUAACUAUACGCAGCAUCGACGACCACAUCUUCUUCUUUGGGGACUGCUCGGUCUCUCGAUUGUUUUCGUUGCACACUCGCACCACAGGGUCCCCCUGCCCCACUGGCUACAUGAAAUCGUCCAUCACCACACCGCAGUCGGCGUACUGGGAUCGGCUGUAUUGAUUUCCAGUAACUUUUUCUCCCACAGAGCCAUCCACGGCCACGGCGCUGCAGGCUCACAUACUUGCUGCGAAAUGAAGGGCCGCUGCCAUGCAGUGAACGGAGACAGACACGAUGUUGGUGUAGCUUCACAAGCGAAAGUGAACUGAGGUCUGGCAUAACCAGGGAGAGACUGCAGCGGAACGGAACUCUUCCGCGGGAUGCCUGCAGCUGAGGUGUACAGUUUAACAUCCACUGUAACAGGGUUUUCUUAUGGAAUCAAAAGUGUGUUGACGCUUGGAGGACACACUGUCAACGUGGUUAAGUAAACUGGUAGCCAGCAGGAUUUUCCAUGCCGCGUGUUCAUAAAUCAGUUCUGAAGGUUCAUCUGUGGAGGCAGCAGAUUUCAGUUAUAAGACUGAUGUAGUAUUUACUCCUUUUGUGAAUGAAUGCGACUUGCUUCCUGCUUGCCUUGCAUGCCGGUUUACUGUUUCCUGGUAUUUGACUGUUUGUAUGAUAUAACUCUGAGUGUUCCCCCUCCGUCUUCAUGCCACGUUCACGGCUCGCAGGCUCGGUGCCAUGUGGCCAGUGUCAACGGCACGGCGUGACUGCCUGUAAUGCGAGCGAACGAGCAGUUGGACAACCAACUAUGUGCGGAAGUGUGGUGCUGCUGGCCUCUUGAAAGCUUAUAUUGAAGUUAUUGAAAGCAAUUCUGGUCAUUUUCAAGCCGUC